AUGGAUUCUCGUUAUCGUUUUUCAACACAUUUAACAUCACCUCAUCAAGAUCUUGGUCAAACAUAUACGAGUCGUUAUUAUCAUCGUCCUGUACUUUCAACUCCACAUCAUCGAUUACCUCGAUAUUCAAUGGCAACACCGUCUCCAUCUCAUUUAUUCACCUAUCAACAUCAAAUACCUCGACAUCGUUUUCUCUCAGCAUGGGAUUUAGCACCAAAUCCCACUAUUUAUUUAUCAACACAGAGUAUUGGACAACCAACUUCAUCUACACAUCAUCAUAAUUCAUCGUCAAAUGUUCGAGAUAAUCAAAAUUUACUAUCGGGAUUUCAUCAAAAUCAGUCUCAACAACCAUUGUUAACAAACAAUGAUCGUACUCAAUUACAGACAAUGCCAAAUAAAGAUUUUGCCGAUUUAGUUAUGUUACCACGGGAAUGGCGUCGAGGUGAUGAUAUUCUAUUGUGGCCAAAAAAUCAUGAUUAUUAUAAUUUACAAUGGUUAGAAAAUUUAUGGAAAUAUAUUAAUGAAAAAUUACCCAAUGAUUUAUCAAUGUUAGAAAAUACAAAUAUUCUCUAUGUAUUACCUUCUACAAAUUCAACUGUUACAUCUUCUACUACUACACAACAACGUGGUACAAUUACAUUAUAUAAAUUAUCUAAAAAUAUUGGUCUUAUUCAAAUGUUAGCAUCACCAACAAAAGAUGAUCUUAGUUUACAAAAAAUAUUAGGAAAAUUAAACUUUCAUUGUAUUGAUGCAUUUCCCGAUAUUGUACGACGACAUUCAUGUCUACAUACCUAUGUACCAACAUUAACAUGUCAAGGUUUAUUACAAAUCUUACGUUAUCGUUUACGUCAUACAACACAAUUAAAAAUUGUUCAAGAAUUUAAUACACUUCUUAGCGAUUCUGAUAUAAAAUUAUUUCGUCAAUAUAUUUCGAGAAUAUCAUCAUUAGAUUUAGAUGAACAAAAUAUUCAAUGUAUUAAACAAUUACCAAUAUUUGAUAAUGCUUAUAAUGAAACAGAUUCAUUAAAAUAUAUUUCAUUAACAAAUGUUUUAUAUAUUUAUGAAAGUGGACCAAAAUUACCUUUAGAUUUACAACCAAAAUCAUGUAUACAUGUAACAGACAGUGAUUCGAGAAUAUUAUUAGAUAAAUUAGGAUAUGUUAUACAUGAUUUUACACAUGUGGCAAGAUAUAUAAUAACAACAAUUGCUGCAGGCAAUGCACAGAAACAAGAAACAACAACAUCAAAAAUAUCGACAGAUUAUGUAAAAAUGACAACAUUAGGUAAAUGGUUAUUAGCUCAUUGUGCCUCGUUGAUAUUAACCGAUGUUUUAUGUCAAGAAACAUUGUCAUCGUGUAAAUUGUUUUUAAAUAAAAAACAAGAACUUUGUUCAUGUUCACAAUUAAUUGAUCCCUAUUUUAAAGAAAAAUAUUUACCACUAUUUGACGUUCGUCUAUUACCGUGUCAAGAAUUACUCGAUAAUGAUAAAUAUUUAUCACUUUUAAGACAUUUAAAACUACGUACAUGUUAUGAUUUAAAAUGUGAUGAACUCAUUGAUAUAUGUGAACACCAAAAAGAUCAAAAUAAACAACAUAAUCGAGCAUUAUUAGCCGAUUUUAUCUUGGAAUUACUUAUUCAUAAUCCAAAAUUAUUAGAAGAUUAUUCACAAGCUAAACGAAUUGUACUUAAACAAUAUUUAAAUAUUACACCAUGGGUACCAGUUCAAGUAGAACGACCACAACAAUAUCCACAAACAUUAACGUGGCAAGGUUCAGUCGAUCCACGUCGUUUAUAUGUGACACCACGUGAUUGUACAGAUAAAUCUUAUUCGUAUGUGAUUGGUAGUGUCUGUUUAAUAUCAUCAUUAGACAUUCCAUUAGAACAUCGUGGUAAAAUUGAUUUACGAGAAAUUAAAAUUGAUUUAUUAGUUAAACAUUUAAAAAUAGUAAUACAAUGUUUUAUGAAAUGUACACCGACUGAACAUAAAAAUGAAUAUUCAGAAUAUUCAAAUAUAUGUAAAAAACUCUAUGAAUCAUUAUCACAUUUUGAUAUGAUUGAAAUAUCAAAAGAAAUGAAAAUUCAUGAUAUAAAUGAAUGGAUUUGGAAUGGUCAAACAUUUUCAUCUCCUUCUCAAAUUUAUCUUAUUGAAAAAACCCAUGUAUUAGCACCCUAUGUUCAAAUUGUACCCUAUGAUUUUUAUUCUUUUACAAAAUUUUUUGAACGUGUUGGUGUUAAAUUUAAAGCUGAUUCAUCAAAAAUUGAAGAUAUUUUACGUACACAACAAGGUGAUGAUCAUUUUUAUAAAUGGAUUCGUGAUACAUACACUGAUCGACGAUUACUACAAUUAGUAAAUGAUGUUGAAAUGAAACAACAACAGACAAAUAGUACAAAAACAACAAAAGCAUCAACAUCCAAAGAUGAACAAACAAGAAUUACAUUUUCAUCAACAUUAGAUAAUUCAGAUGAUAAAUAUUAUCUCUAUUUACCAGAUAUAUUUAAUAAACAAUUACAACAAAACAAUGUUAAAGAAACAUUGGUUCAAGCUCUCACAACUAUUAUUAAAGAGAAAAAAAUUCAAUUAUUAUCUGAAGAAGAUUAUUUCAUUCGAAAAAUGUCUGGUUUAGAAUAUCAAAAGAGUCUUUAUGAUCAUUAUCGUAUCUACAAUGAUUUAUUAUUACCCAAUUUAAAUGUUUUAUCAAAAAAUAUUAAAGAUUCUCUUGUAUUAUUUGCCAUCGAUCAUUCAGAUACAUUAAUGUUAAAUAUUUUAAAAGAACAUUGUUGUAUACCAUGUACACCUAAUGGUCGUACAUUAAGAAAACCAUCAAAAUUAAUUCAUCCACAUUGUAAAUUAGCUCAAUUAUAUUCAGAUAUUGAUGGACUAUUUCCAUAUGGUGGACAAGAUUCAUAUUUAAGAGAUGAUAGAUUAAAUGUAUUAAAAUUAUUAGGUAUGAAAUGUGAUGAUAAUUUUGUUACAUGGCAAGAAUUAACUGAACGUUGUGAAUCUAUUCAACGUAUACGUGAUUAUGAUUUAGCUUAUGAACGAUCAAUUGCAUUAUUAACAAUUUUAAAUGAUAUGUUAACAAUGUAUAAUAAUGGUGCUCCAUCAAAUGGUUCGAUAAAUUCGGGUGAUACAACACUCUAUGAUAAAGAAUCUCGUCAACGUGCAUCACUUCAACUACGAGACAUAUCAUUUUUACCAGUUAAAAUACGUCCUGUUGAAUUACAACAUUUAAAUUUACAAUGGAUGGGUGAUAAAUAUAUUAAUCGUCUAUUAAAACCAAAAGAUUUAUUAUCUCAACAUUAUGAAUUAUUAGUUGGUAGUUCAUGGCCAAUUGUUCAACAUUAUGAUUUAUCAAAAAUACAAAAAACUGAACAUAUUUUAAUAACAAAACAAAUUGAACAAUUUUUAGGUUUAGAUGAUACAACAAAAAUUGAAUUAAGAGAUGUACUUAAACAAUUAGAUGAAAUAUCAAAAUUAUCAGUUAUUGGUAGUGGUACAGGAGCAAAUUAUAAUCAUCAAACAAGUUCAAAAUAUAUAUUAGAUAUGUGUUAUAAUCUAUAUGAUUAUAUACAAUAUUAUUGUUUUCCACAUUUACAAACUCAACAACAAUCUUUAUCUCAUACAAAUCAUCAACAUUUAAGUGAAAUUGAAUAUCGUUCAUCGUCAAUGUCAUCAUUACAAUUAGAACAAUCUAUUCGUGAUAUUCGAGAACAUUUUCAACAACGUCGUCUUAUCUAUUUUCCAGCCGAUUUAAAUGAGACAUCAUCAUCACCCUAUCUCUUUUUAUCACUUACACAACUUUUAUGGCAAUCACCAAUAAAAAAUUCAACAGUAACACCUAAUUUAAAACCUUAUUAUUAUCAAGUACCAGUUACAUUACAUAAACAAUAUAAACAUUUUUAUUUGGAUUUAUUACAAAUUAAAAUACAAUUAGAAUAUAAAGAUUUAUUAACAAUUAUGGAUUCAAUUAAGAAAAAAUAUCAGACAAAACCAUUGGAUAAAGAUGAUUUUACAUUAUUACAAACAAUUUAUCAACUUAUUCUAGACGUUUUUCCUCAAACAUCUACAUCAAGUUCAACAACACCAUUUUAUUUACCCAAUGUCGAUUAUGUAUUACAUCAAGGAAAUACACUGUACUAUUAUCCAUUUGAACAGCAAUUAGUAUCGUCUCCACAAGAUGAAUAUUAUGUUCAUCCAUCUGUCGAUCGUCGUAUAUGUAUGAAAGCAUCUGUAAAAGUACGAAAAUCACAAUCUUCCGCUUCACAGCAACAACAACAACAACAACAACAUUCUACUCCUCCUCCAGCAUCAAUGCCUGUUUCGGAUCAACAACAAUCAAAUUCAUCAUCUCGUUUAUUUCCAAAAUUAUUUGGUAAUAAAAAAUUAGAAUCAAUUUUAGCUCGUUUAGAUGAUCCUCAUAUAAAUCCACAAUUAGUAGAAAAUAUGGAUGAAACAAAUCCAAAUAUUGUACUCGAAUUUCUAUUAGAAUCAAAUAAAUAUACUCAAAUAACUAAUAAUUUAUCGGAUGAUGAUAUUACAAUUAUUCUUAAAUAUUUUAAUGAUUUUCUUGCAAAAAAUUAUCAAGGUAAUUUUCAAAAGUUACGUGAAUUAAAAAUUUAUAAACCAUUGUGGGGUUCAUCAUCAUCACCUGAACCUGAACAUUCAUCAUCAAAAACUCAUCAACAACAGCAAUUAUGUUGUUCUCUUGAACAAUUUAACUAUGUUUAUAUUCUUAAUGAAGAUUGGUCAAAUUUAAUGCGUCGUUCAUUUAAAAAAAAUUUUUUUACUGAACAAUUUCAUGAAAAAAAGAGUGUUUUAUUAAUGCAAAAAAAAAUUGAACCAUUAUCUAAAAUAUUUAUUCAUUUACGUUUUCAUAUACCAACAGAUAUGGAUAUUUUCUUACAAUUAUGUUUACCAGGUUUUCGUAAACUCGAUGUUAAAUCACAAUCAAAUUUAUUAAAAUAUUUUUCUGAUGAUAUUGAUGAAAAAUUGAGUCAACAUGAUAAAGAACAAUGUCGAAAAUUAUUACAUGAUAAAUUAGAAAUAUAUUCUCAAGCAACAUCAGAAGAUAAACAACAACAUUUUACACAAAUAAGAACAAGUCGUGAUCCACCUGAAAUUUGUCCUAUUACCGAAUUAUAUGAUCCACAUAUUAAAAAUAUUAAAUCUAUAUUAUCGAUGCAUUAUUUUCCCGAUGAACAAUUUCAUACACCAUCUAUGUUAAAAUUUUUAAAAGAAUGUGGUUUAAGAUCAUAUAUUCAAAUUGAUAAAUGUAAACAGAUAAUGGAAUCAAUUCAAACACAUGUUAAAGAGAACGGAUGGACAUCUGAACAAAGAAAACGUUCUAAAUAUUUGUAUGAACAUCUCUUAGAUAAUUGGCAACGAUAUGAUAAUUCAAUAUUAGAUAUUAAAUUUUUAGAACCAUAUCGAAUGAUCUUUGAAAAUGAUGAUCUAUUACAAUUACACGAACAAUAUACAGCUUCGGAUGAUGUAAAUCAAUUAAAAUAUACUUGUAUUAAAUUGUCAGAUGGUGAAUUACUUCAAUAUUCAAAAUUAUGUUGGACAUCAUCGUAUUUAUUACCAGAAUUUGUUCGUCUCGAACAAUAUUCUGAUUAUACAGAUCAAACACAACAGAUAGAUCAAAAUUGUCUUGAUUUUUUUAAAUUAGACAAAAAACCGUCAUAUGCCCUUGUUAAAACAAAUUUAAUUAAUUUAUGUGAAAAAUUUUCAUUAAAAAAUAAUAAUCCUCAACAAAAACAAAAGGAGAGGAGUGAUUUAAAAUCUGGUUCAUCUGCUUCACAACAUAUUAUCGAUGAUAUUCUUAUACCCGUAUUAAAAGCAAUUUAUUCAUAUUUUCAAACAGAAAUUAAACUUGAACGACGUUCAGAAAUUUAUAAAGAAUUAGCAAAUAAAGAAUGUGUUUAUUCUAAAACACGUCGACAAUUUUUAUAUGGAAAAUAUUUUUGUUUAAAUUUACCUGUUCAAGAUGAAAUACCACCAUUUUUAUUUUCAUUACCCGAAGAAUUUUUAGAAUAUAAAAGUUUUUUUCAACAAAUUGGUACACAACAAGAACCCCAUCCAAUGUUAUAUGGUGAUAUUUUACGAAAAUUAUCAAAAGUAUGUGAUACAGAUUAUUUAAAUUCAAAUGAAUUAUGUAAAUCAUUAAAAGCUAUGGAAUGUUUUUUCAAAUAUUUAUCAACAAAUUCAACAAUAACAGCACAAUAUAAAUUAUCAGGUUUAUAUUUGGUAUCAAAUGAUUUUAAAUUAAUAAAAUCAAAUGAUAUUGUCAUUAUGGAUGAUAAAACAAAACUUGACUAUAUGACAAAAUUAGUACACGAUAAAUUUAUGUUUAAUCCAAAUGAACGUGUUUUAAAAUUAGAUCAAACAUCAUCAUCAAAUUCAGCAACAUCAAAAUCUCAAACAUCAACAACAGCACUUAAAGAUAUUAUUGAUAAAAUAUUUGUUAGUCAACGACCUGUUUUAUUUACACAAAAAUAUGAAGAAUCAUUUUCGAUUACAAUACCGGAAGAUGAAGAAUCACAUCGCCAACGAUUCUUAUUCAAUUUAGAACGUAAAUACAAUCAAUUAUUAUCCUCUCGUCAUUUACAUCGUUGUAUGGCACGUGUUAUUGCUAAUCAUGUAGCUCGUCAAACAAAUCCAAAAAUAAUUUCACUUGAUGAUGUUGAAAAUCUUAUUCGACAACGUUUAACAUAUGUUAAAGUUACAUGUGUCGAAUAUUUAGAAACAAAUUUAAUAUAUAAAAAAACACAACAAAAAGUUGAUCAAUCGGUUGAUGAAAAAGCUGUCUAUCUUGUUGUAGAAGGUGAAGAAAAUAUUAUAUUGUAUAUUUCAAUGAAACAUACUGAACAACCCUAUUUUACAUUAUGUUUGGCAAGAGCAUUAAGUCCAUGUUUGGGUUUAUCUGAAUUACAAUUGGAUAAUAGUGUUAUGGCAGCAUUAUUAGCAACAACAAUUGGUCAAAUGUCAAAAUUAUUAAAUUUAGUUAAUGUAGCAACAGAUGAAAAUAUUUUAUCAAUUUUAAAAAUGCAAUAUAUACCAUCGCCUGGAAAUGUUUAUGGUGAUGAUAUUGAAGCAUUACAACUAUUCAGUAUUGAUCAACAUCAAAUAUUGCCAGGUGAUUUAUGUGUCUAUAAAUUAAAUGAUUUAUAUAUUUAUUGUGAAGUUGAACGUAUUAUCAAAGAAUAUCCAUCUGGUGAUUCAUCUAAAUCAUCAUUUCGAAAGGAUGAUACUGAUGAAUGGUCAUGGAAAAAGAAUCAACAACAAAAUUUACCAAAUUAUACGUUUAUAUGUAAAAUAGAUGAAAAUAAUGGAACACAACGUAUUGAACAAGAUCAAUUUUAUGUAUUAGAACAUUGGUCACGAAUAUUUGAUGCUGUUUCAACAACUCCACCAGAUGAACGUGAAUCAUCAAAAUUUUCAACAGAUAAUAAGACCGGUCGAGAUUCAUCAUCAGGUGCAUCUAAACAUGAUCGUGAUGCGACCGGUGGUGAUGGAAAUCCUAACAUGCAUAAUUCACAUUCUUCUUUUUCUAAUAAUAAUUCUUCUUCCUCUCAUCAUCGUUCAUCACGUCAUCAUCGUGGAGAGGGUAAAACAGGUUUUCAUAGCGAUCCAGGAGCAACGGGAACUAAUGGACAUUCUCGUACAGAUAGUGAUUCAUCAAAUGGUACGGGUUCAGAAUCUCCGUCAGAGUCAGAAUCUUCAUCAACUCAACAACAACAGCAAGAUGCAAUAGAUAAAAAAGAGUUAGAAGACGUAAAAUCGGAAAUAUAUACUGCCGUGCGGAAUGCCUAUCAACAAACGGGUCAAGAACGAAAAAAAACAGUGAAAAAAUUAUUAUUAAAAUGGCAUCCAGACAAGAAUCCGGGACGUGAACGUUUUGCAGCCGAAGUAUUUAAACAUUUAAGAAAACAAAUCGAUCAUUUUGAAAAUGAUCCAUUAACAUCAUUGUUUAAUACGUUCAAUAAUUUUCAUCAUUCACCAUUUUCAGGAGCUGGUGAUUCAACUACAACAGAUAGCGGUGCGAAGCCUUCUGCAUCAACAUCAGCUGGUGGUAGUAGUGAUUACUUCCGUUAUGGUAGUUUUGAUAAUUUAAAUAAUGAUGAUGUUAAACGUUCGUAUCAAGAUAUUCCACGAACACAAACUACAUCAGAAAAUACAACUGAUUCAGACACUCAAACAAAUGGUGGAGGAACAUUUUCAGCUGGUACCGGAAAAACUCGUUUCUCACCACAUCGUUCAUCAUCAUUUCGAACAGCCAGAGAAGAAUGGGCUUAUAGACGUCAACAUGGAUUUCAACGAAGACAUGGUUUCUUUUCUCCAACAGAAGAACAGCCAACAAAUGGUACAUCGGGCACAAAUGGAACAGCAAAUGGUGCACAAACUGGCACACAAGGAAAACCAGCGCCUAUUUUUGAAGAAAGUCCAAAUGCACGCCGUAAACGUAAUUAUCAACAAUCAGAAGCUGAUCGUUGGUUAAAACAAGCUCAACACGAUUUAGAAAGCUCAUAUAGUGAUAUGCAUUCAUCAACAGGGAAUGUUGCUUAUGAUUGGGCAUGCUAUAAAUGUUACAGGGCAGCUGAAAAAGCGUUAAAAGCUUACCAUUAUUUCAGAGACACCGGCAAAAAUAUGACGGCUGAUAUUCCGGGCUUAUUGAUCGGCGUUGAUAAUGAUGUGAGAGAAAUUGGCUAUAAACUAUACAAAUGGAUUGGUGAUCCAAAUCGAAUGCAAUAUCCAAACGCAGCUAGAUUUGCAAAAAUACCCGCUGAAGUAUUCACUGUCUCACAAGCUGAACAAGCUAUCGAAUACACAAAAGAACUAUUGAAAAAAAUUGAAGAUAUCAUGUAUCCCAAAGAUUGGUUAAAAAAUCCCAAAUAUUCUGACUUUUUACAACAAGUUCGCCAUGACCCUACUAAAGCACGUUGUUCAUCAUGUAAUUGUAGUAUAUCGGUUUAUGGUGGGGACAAAACCGAUCUAGAUAAACAUGUAGACACUGUAAAACAUCAAGAAUUUAUGAAAAACAAAACAAAAAACUCACUUGAAACAUUUUUUACACCAUUUAUUAAAUUAGAUAAAUUAUCAGCUAUUGAAGCAACAUUUGUAUUUCAUGGCGUUAAACAUACUCGUUCACAUUUAUCAAAAGAUUGCACUGUUUCCGUUGUCAAACGAAACAGUCAAUGCUUCAGAUAA
Messenger RNA from Didymodactylos carnosus, 9207 nucleotides. Lineage: Eukaryota; Metazoa; Rotifera; Eurotatoria; Philodinida; Philodinidae. The record is from the annotation of a GenBank genome assembly.